Messenger RNA from Dama dama (fallow deer), 2807 nucleotides. RefSeq names its product membrane associated ring-CH-type finger 1 (gene MARCHF1). The transcript has 4 exons. Gene Ontology annotation, biological process: protein polyubiquitination; immune response; antigen processing and presentation of peptide antigen via MHC class II. Gene Ontology annotation, molecular function: ubiquitin protein ligase activity; zinc ion binding; MHC protein binding. Bases 35 to 853 code for a protein of 272 amino acids. Gene Ontology annotation, cellular component: lysosome; cytoplasm; early endosome membrane. The record is from RefSeq and is a predicted model, not a curated record. NCBI's taxonomy places the organism in Eukaryota, Metazoa, Chordata, Mammalia, Artiodactyla, Cervidae.
CUUCCUAUAUCCUGUGAGCUGCCUUACGAACAACAUGACCGGCAGCCACGUUUGUUGUAAUUUUUUAAAUAUGUGGAAAAAAAGCAAGAUAUCGACCAUGUACUACCUUAACCAAGAUGCCAAAUUGUCUAACUUGUUUCUCCAGGCCAGCAGUCCAACAACUGGGACAGCUCCCCGGAGCCAGUCAAGGUUGUCUGUCUGUCCAUCCACUCAGGACAUCUGCAGGAUCUGUCACUGCGAAGGGGACGAGGAGAGCCCACUCAUCACGCCCUGCCGCUGCACAGGCACCCUACGCUUCGUGCACCAGGCCUGCCUGCACCAGUGGAUCAAGAGCUCUGACACACGCUGCUGUGAGCUGUGCAAAUAUGACUUCAUCAUGGAGACCAAGCUCAAGCCCCUGCGGAAGUGGGAGAAACUGCAGAUGACCACCAGCGAAAGGAGGAAAAUCUUCUGCUCGGUCACCUUCCACGUUAUUGCCAUCACCUGUGUGGUCUGGUCCUUGUACGUGUUGAUAGAUCGGACGGCAGAGGAGAUCAAGCAGGGCAAUGAUAAUGGUGUCCUCGAAUGGCCAUUUUGGACAAAGCUGGUUGUGGUGGCCAUCGGCUUCACUGGAGGUCUGGUCUUCAUGUACGUCCAGUGCAAGGUCUACGUGCAGCUAUGGCGCAGGCUGAAGGCCUACAACCGCGUGAUCUUUGUGCAGAACUGCCCGGACGCAGCCAAGAAGGCGGAGAAGAACCGCUCUUGCACCGUAAGCAUGGACACCAAGGACGCUGGGGCGGUGCCCGCCUUGCAGACGGGGACCACUGCACGGCCACCCGCGGAGGCCGGGCCCACCGAGCUCAUACCCGUGUGACGGGGCCAGCGGGGGCCUGUCACCCAGAGCAGAGUCCAGCCUGUCACUACAGACGACAGAAGCGAUCCUGAAUAGUCGCCCUCUAUCUUCUCUCCGCUUUCUGACUCAUUUGUUCUUACUUUGCUCAAAAGGAAAGAAGAAAACACCAAAUGACCAGGAUCCCAUGAAACAGUCUCAAGUGUAAAGAGGAAAUGUGGAAGUUAGCUGGAAAAGGAUUUCUGAGACAAUUCACCACUGGAGCAAGGGAUGAUUUUAGACAAUGAGGAAAGCCUGAGUGGACAAACCUGUGAGUCCUCACAGUACCAGGGAAAGUUCCAGAGUAAGGACUUGAGUUGAACAUGUGUUUCUUCUAGGGCCUCAUGAUGCUAACUCUCUCAUCUGGAAAUGACAAAGGUAUUUGGGUUUAAGCUUGAAAUUGUCUGCAUUAUCCCUAAGGCACAUUAGACACAUAUUUUGAUAUUCAUACUUUGACAGCUAACAGGUUUUUAUGGCUAUAGUGGAGUCCAGUUUGUUUUGACCGGUGCAUGUUUUUAAAAUAAAUGCAAGACACAUUUGAAGAUAUUAAUACUUGGAAUUAUGUUUAAAUCAUGAAGAGUAGCUUUUGAAAGAUUUUGGGAUUUAAUUAGCUCUGUUAAAUACCCAGAAGCCUUGUAUACUCCACUUGGACCCUCUGAAACAGCACUGUCCAACAGAAAUGUAAUGUGAGCCACAAAGGCUGGCUUACAUACGCAAAUUUAAAAUUUUCUAGUAGCACCAUUAGAAAAAGUAAAAAUAAACAGGUGAAUUUCGACAAUGUUUUAUUUAGCAUUAUAUACCCAUUAUCAUUUCAAUGUCAUCAUGAUAAAAAAUUAUUGAGUUAUUUUACAUCUCCUUUUAUGAACCAAGUCUUCAAAUUCCAGUAUGCAUUUCAUCCUUACAGGGAAUCUCAAUUCAAAUCCACUGUAUUGGAUAUAGCAGCCCUAAAAUUAGACACAAAACCUGUUUUAACAGUUGAAUCUUUCAAAACAGCACUUCAUUCUUUUUUUCAAAGUAUCACAAAUGUUAUUUUACAAAGCACUAAUCAAAUGAAGUAUCUUAAUAAGAGUUAGACAAAGUUACUAUUUUUUAAUGGGUAAAAAAACAAAACUAUAAAGCAAGCUGCCUGUGACAAAGUUUCAAAAUUAACUUAUUUGCUACUAUGAAGCACUUAAAAUAGGAGAAAUAAAAAAUAAAUUUUUUAAGUCAAAUGUACUUUUUAAAAUCCACAUAAGGUGUCAACUUGACAGAUGAGUAGUGAGUAGUUAUGACCAAGCAUUUAGACUGUAUUUUAAAGAGCUGACAAUUAUUUCCCUUGCUCAACUGGGAAGUAAAAACAUUCAAGAUUCUGUGAUAAGUAAUAAAUUGAGUUGUUUAGGUUUGACAGAUGAGUUGAUUAUUGUAUUCUUUGCAUAUUCAUGUGAACCUGAAGCGUGAACAAUACUGCAGUGAGCUAGACUAAUGAUUAUAAAUAUAGUGGCCUGUCAAAGGAGAUGUCUUACAUAAAACAAGGUGAUUUACUUUUGCUAGCUGUUGUUAUUUAUUAUUGUGAAAAGGCAACCAUGAUGGCCAUAGAACCAAAGCAUGGGUUUUGCACUGCACAAAUCUGGGUGUCACAUCACUGAUGUACUUUGUAACUGUCAGUGUGCUUGUUCCUCACAGGUUACCAUAGAAAAAGAAAGAGAUAACCUUUCACUGAGAAGGAUGCUAUGAUACUAGUAGUGGCUGACACUGAGUCCAAAUAGUCCCAGUUCUUAGAAAUAGAGCAAAGGUCAACAGCAUCAACUUUGUGUGCAUGUGGGGUGUGUGUGUUCCUGUAUAUACAUGAGAAAAAGUUAACGUGUUCAGUCAGGCAGCAAACAAGAGGUUUUUUAAAGCUCAUCUUUCUUAAAACUUGUUGAAUGAAGGCACAGGAAAAAAAAAAAAAAAAAAAACACUU